AUGUUGAAUUUCAAAUUAAUUAAUUUUUUAAUUGUAUAUAUAUUUUUUGUUUAUGCUCAUGAAUCUCUAAAUGAAACAAUAGAUGCUCAAAGGGAAUUAGAUAAUUUCUAUUUAUGUGAUUAUAAAUGUGAUACAGGAGAAAUCUGUAUAUAUACUAAUGAGCAAAAUAACAUAUAUAAAUGUAUUAAAAAGGAAGAAUAUGAUAAAGAAUUAAAAAUAGAUGAGAACAAAUCUUCAAAAAAAAGGAAUAGUAAUAAGUGUAAAAAUGAAAAAAAUUGUGAAAUAAGUAGUACAUAUAAAAAAAAAAUCCCGAAAUCAUUUUUAUGUAAUAACAGAGAAUCAAAAAAAUGUGAAAAUCAAAUAUGCUUAAAAAAUAAAAAUAAGAUUAUGUGUUUAUGCCCAAGUGGUCAAAAAUUUGAGAAUAAUAAAUGUACUGAUAUGGUCGUUAUAAAUAAAAAAUGUCCAGAACAUUUAUGUGAUAAUUAUGCUACAUGCUUUUUAAAUGAAUCACAAAUGAAGUUUAAAUGUAUAUGUGAUGAAGGGUAUUGGGGAUUUGGAAAUGUGUGUUUUCCUUUGAAAAAUUCUUUAUCUAAUGAAGGAAGAAAAAAAAAAAAAAAAAAUCGAAAACAAAAAAAUGAUAAUGUAGAAAACAAGGAGAAACCAAUAAUAGAAUCUGAUAAAGAAAAUUUGGAGAAUAUAGGAACUACUAAUGAUUCUAUUUAUAAUAUAGAUAAAACAGAAAAAAUACAAAAUUUAUCAAGAAAAAAAAGAAUUCUAAAUGACGAAGAUUGCAAAAUAGAUUGUGGAUUAAAUGGGAUAUGUAUAAAACGUAAAAAUUAUGAAUUUUGCAUAUGCACAUCUGGUUAUUCAAGUAAUUUGGAGAAUAAUUUUUUAUGUGAAGAACACUGUAAAGUUAAUAAUGGUGGAUGUGAUCCUAAUGCAACGUGUGAAAGUGUUAGUUCUGAGAAUGAAGAAGCAAAUAAUGUUAUAAGAAAAGUUGGGGUUAUUUGCAAAUGCAAAAAUGGAGAUACAAGAUAUAAUGGUUAUUAUUGUAGUUCUAGUUAUUUAAUGAAAUUUAAUUUUUUCAUCCUUAUUUUAUUCUUUUUAUAUUUAUUUCACUGA
Messenger RNA from Plasmodium gallinaceum, 1122 nucleotides. Its product is annotated as conserved Plasmodium protein, unknown function. The transcript has a single exon. Lineage: Eukaryota; Apicomplexa; Aconoidasida; Haemosporida; Plasmodiidae. The record is from RefSeq and is a predicted model, not a curated record. Bases 1 to 1122 code for a protein of 373 amino acids.